Molecule: messenger RNA, 2320 nt
Organism: Magnolia sinica
Lineage: Eukaryota; Viridiplantae; Streptophyta; Magnoliopsida; Magnoliales; Magnoliaceae
Exons: 11
Coding region: 151-2106 (651 amino acids)
Cellular component (GO): cytoplasm
Molecular function (GO): protein binding
Source: RefSeq, a predicted model, not a curated record
AUUCAUACAGACAGUCAGACAGAGGCGUGCGAGUUUCUGAAAUGGUGCUCCUUAGAUCCACCCAAUCCCGUCCCCUCUCUCUUCUUUCCCGACUCCGCUGCUUCUAGCUCUCUCUCUCUCUCUCUCUCUCUCUCCUCUGCAAAGGCAACGAUGAAAUCGUCUUUGAAGAAGCUGAGAGGAUUCGCGCUUCAGGAGUCCAAUCCCAACACCAAAGCCAUCUCAGUCCAUCCACCUUCACCUCCUCUUGAUGAGCUCUCUCAGGCAACUCUGGACAUGCAGGAUAUGAGAAACUGCUAUGAUAGCUUACUUUCCGCUGCCGCUGCCGCUAUAAAUGGUGCAUUUGAAUUCUCGGAGUCACUGCGGGAUAUGGGUGCUUGUCUCCUCGAGAAAGCUGCAUUAAAUGAUGAUGAAGAAAGUGGUAGUGUUCUAUUAAUGCUGGGGAAGGUGCAAUUUGAACUUCAGAAACUUGUUGAUAGCUAUCGUUCUCAUAUCAUCCAGACAAUUACAACCCCAUCAGAAUCUCUUCUCAACGAACUACGGACAGUGGAGGAGAUGAAACGCCAGUGUGAUGAGAAAAGAAAUAUUUAUGAGCACAUGAUGGUGGCAAGGAGAGAAAAAGGAAGGUCAAGAAGUUCCAAAGGAGAAAGUGUUUCAGCUCAGCAGUUGCAAAGAGCUCAAGAGGAAUAUAAUGAGGAGGCAACUUUAUUUGGUUUUCGUUUGAAAUCAUUGAAGCAAGGGCUGUCUCGAAGUCUUCUAACACAGGCAGCUCGGUACCAUGCUUCGCAGUUGACUUUCUUUAAGAAAGGGCUCAGGUCUCUUGAGGCAGUUGAACCACAUAUUAAACUAGUUGCUGAACGGCAACAUAUUGAUUACCAAUUCAGUGGGCUUGAAGAUGAUGAUGCGGAGGAUGGUGAUGAUGGUCAUGAUGCCAAUGAUAAUGGGGAAUUGAGUUUCGACUAUGGGCAAAACGACCAUGGCCAAGAUGUUCCUUCACCAUCUAGGAAUUCAAUGGAGCUAGAUCAAAUGGACCAAGCAUCUGCACCAGUGUCAGCUUUGGAAACUGCAAAGAAUACUUUGCAGGAAGAUAUGCAUAAAAAUCUAGGGCAUCUACAUGCUUAUGGUAGGGGACCUAGGACUGGCAGCCAAUCGGCGCCACUCUUUCCUGAUAGGAAGUUCGAUCCAGCUGAAAAGGCAAGAGACACGCAUCCAUCAUCAACAAGAAAGUUCCACGCCUACGUGCUACCUACACCUGUUGAUGUCAAGUGCUCAUCUCUAGCACAGUCAAGCAAGACAGUUCCUGCUGUAAGGCAGGCAAGUGUGAGUGGGCGCCCACACAAUUUGUGGCAUUCAUCCCCCUUAGAACCAAGGAAGCAUGUGAAGGAUUCCAGAGGUGAUCAAUUGUCAGACCGCGGUCACACCUUAAAAACAGAGAUGGUACUUAAAGAGAGCAACAAUGCCUCCAACAGGAUCCCACCACCUCUGGCUGAGGGGCUCCAAUUACCACAAUCUGAUCUCCACACUGAUUCCAAUACCAAGAAAGUUAAAAGGCACGCCAUCUCUGGCCCACUAACAAGUAAAGCAUGGUCAGAGAAGCCCAUUCUGUAUUCUAGUGGGCCCAUUUCCUCAUCAGAGCACCCUCAUCUGGUUACUCCAAUGCUUGCACGUAUUCCUAUGCCUCACCCAUCUGUUUCUCCAAAAGUAUCACCUUCCACAUCACCUCCUCUUAUUUCAUCACCAAAAAUAAGCGAGCUUCAUGAGCUUCCAAGGCCCCCAGUCAGUUUGGUGGACCCCACAAGAACUUUAGUUGGUCACUCAGCCCCUUUGGUGUCUAGAGGUCAAGAGCUUUCCUCAACAAAUAAAAUUCCUUUGAGGGUGUCCCAGGCAGCUUCUCCGCUACCAAUGCCUCCUGGGAGUUUUCCUCGGAGUUAUUCUAUACCCUCAAGCCGUCAUGGAGCAACACCAAUAAACAUGGUGAAGUUGGAGGUUUCUCAGAAUCAAGACACAACUCGAGAAGUUGCUUCACCUCCUUUGACGCCUAUUCCUUUUGCGAAUGUCCAGCCAUCGUCAACUGCUUCUGAAUCCAUCUCUCGACCAAGAGAAACUUAAGGUGUGGAUAUAUUGGCCCGCGUCACUGAUUUCCUUUUUGUGUGAUUCUUCUUCCAAAGAUGAUUGUUGUUGUGAGCAAUCUCUUUCCCAUCCAGUCUAUGUAAAUAAUAUGUGUAUUACUGGUCUUCUCCUCUUAUAAGCUUUGUUUCUUCUUGGCUAUGGACUAUGAUAAGAACAGCAUUAUCGCAUCAAUUGGUGGUCUGUUUUGCACCAA